This is a messenger RNA of Strongyloides ratti, 345 nucleotides long. RefSeq lists its product as hypothetical. Bases 1 to 345 code for a protein of 114 amino acids. The record is from RefSeq and is a predicted model, not a curated record. The transcript has 3 exons. NCBI's taxonomy places the organism in Eukaryota, Metazoa, Nematoda, Chromadorea, Rhabditida, Strongyloididae.
AUGAAAAAUGCAGGUUACACAUUUAACCAGUUAGAAGUAGUAAAAAAUGACUUUAAAUUUUUACAAAAUUUUACAUUGAUUAAAUACAGAUUAUAUAAUAAAUCUAUAAAUGGAGGUCAAGUCAAUAACAAUAAUAAUAUUGAUCAUGUAGACAAGGCUGAAGCAGUAAACUAUACAGGUUUUAUUAUAAUGGGUAGUAUAAUUAUAAUAAUUAUUAUUAGUAUUGUUAUUUUUGUUAUAUGGAAUAAAAUAAGAAAAAACAAAAAUAGAGAUAAACGAGUAGAUCACAUACAAAUAUAUAAUACUAGAACAAAAAAUAUAUCAGCACCACGUUCAACUAAAUAA